This is a messenger RNA of Daphnia pulex (common water flea), 1587 nucleotides long. RefSeq names its product EGF and laminin G domain-containing protein-like. Bases 36 to 1460 code for a protein of 474 amino acids. NCBI's taxonomy places the organism in Eukaryota, Metazoa, Arthropoda, Branchiopoda, Diplostraca, Daphniidae. The transcript is spliced from 6 exons. Gene Ontology annotation, molecular function: protein binding; extracellular matrix structural constituent. The record is from RefSeq and is a predicted model, not a curated record.
GCACAGUUCCAGGCCGAGAUCAGAGAGACGCCACCAUGGAACUUCUUCUUACGUUAGUGAUGGCAUCAGUGCUGAUGACGACGAACGCCCUAAGUGUGGAAGUGGAUCAAGUGCGACAACUACAAGAAAACUACGAAAUUUUGGCUGGCAAAUUCCAUCAACUGGAGACGAAAUUCCAGGAACAAGAAUCGACACUCAGGAUUUUUGAAAAACAGAUCCAGGAUAAUUUGAACAAGAAUUCUGAGCAUCCACCACUCAGCCAAAACGCUCUGCCACGGACUUGUCAGGCGGCCAGAGCAGCCAAUUCUUUUCUAACAUCCGGGUUGUACUGGAUCGACCCGGACGGAUCAGCAACUGGAGAUGAACCCAUUCGCGUCUACUGUAACAUGAACACAGGUUCGACGGAAGUAUUACACGACAGCGAAUCGCCAAUGGAUUCCGGCCACUGCGCUAGUCCCGGUUGUUAUUUUCGUCACAUUAACUACAAAGCGUCUUCAAGACAAAUGGCAGCGUUAGCCGAACUCUCCGUCCAGUGCUCGCAGUCCAUCAAGUACGAUUGUAUCUCCUCACCUUUGGAGCGCAACGGCAUUUCUUACGCUUGGUGGAACGACCGGAAUGGAAAUCCCCAAUAUUUCUGGUCCGGCAGCAAUUCCAGAGUUCACGUCUGCCAGUGCGGCAUCGAGCAAACGUGUUUCGAAAACGACGUUCGCUGCAACUGCGACUCCAACGCUAAACUUCAACUAGUUGAUCAAGGGGUUAUUACUAGAAAGAAAUUGUUACCAAUAACACGCUUGAAUUUCGGAGGCACCCACCGGGCUAACUCGACUGGCAUGCACACUCUAGGAAGAUUCGAGUGUGACGGCCGUUUGUCAUCCGCUUUGAAUAAAGGUUUCCCGACCUCGUGUGCGGAUUUGUGGCGUAACGGGUUCGUCGCUAACGGACUCUACUCGAUUAAAGGCAGCAAACAGGUGGAGAAAGUCUAUUGCGACUUCAAUAAGUUGCCCAGCGAACCAGAUUUUCAAACGUGGAUCGGAUACGAAGAUGUGAAAUCGCAUCCAGUCUUUUUCCAGGUGCAAAAGGAUGCAGAUGUAUUGCCACAUAAUAGCACGAUUCCCUUUGAAAUAGAACUACUGAAUGUUGGCAGUGCGAUGGAUAUUUCCUCGGGUGUUUUCACAGUGCCCCGCUCAGGACGCUAUUUCUUCACGUUGUGGGGAAUUAAGGAUGAAGCCGCUAAAGGGACAGAAUUAUCAUUGCAACUGAAUGGGGUUCAGAUCGCUCAAACUUCGAGUUCUUAUGGCGGUUCGUACUCUACAUAUUCCCUCCAGACGACUUUGAAUUUGCAAGGGGCUGAUCAAAUCUCUUCAUCCCUCACAAGUGCAGCGAUCCACAAAAAAUCCGUUUCUACGUAUUCCACAUUUUUUAGUGGAUGGUUGUUAGAGGAAGACAUUUUUAAGAACUGAUCGAAAUGCAUGGUUGAGAUAUUAUGUACUUUAAGAAACGUUACAGCAAGAAGAAAAAUUCGUAUUUGUUUAUUCUCCAAUCAAAUUGGUGUCAGUCAAAUUUUGUAAAUAUACUAUACACGUACUA